UCUUGUUUUCAAGUUGAAGUUUGAAGUUACACAAAAAGCAAAGAAAAUAAAUGGUGGAAAUCGCGUUUUCUUUGUUUUUCCCUUUCACGUGUGAGGUAAGCGUGCGAAGCGUUGCCAUAACAAAUUUUUUCUACAGACCUUUCUCUCAAAACUUCGAUUGUUUCGUUCCUUUGUGAUUGUGUUUUGUUUUGACGAUUUCUUUCAGGACGAAAAUGGUAUAUUUUGAGUGUUGUAAAUAAAGCAUGUAAAUAAAUAGCAUUUUGUGGUGAUUUCAGCUCGAAAAUUCAGUGAAUAGCUGGAAAAUUAUGUUCGCACGUCUGUAAAGACUUCAUACAGUAGUUUCUUUAAGGUCCAGUAUUGAAUUAAAAAGUGUAAACAAUGGAAUUGGGUGAUAGGGUUUACGCUGCUGAGCGUAUUAUGAAGAAAAGGAAUAGAAAGGGGAUUGUGGAGUAUUAUGUGAAGUGGAAAGGCUGGAGCCAGAAACACAAUACGUGGGAGCCUGAAGAAAACAUUUUAGAUGGUCGCUUAAUUGAGCUUUUUGAAAGUUCACAGAAAAACGAAAGUGGUGGUAAAAGGGGCCCCAAAAGAAAAGAAAGAAAAGAAGUACCAAGGGAAAUUGAGACAGAGGAUGAAGAUGUCUCGAAACCACUCAAUCUAAAGGGCAACACACGACAAUCAACCAAAAGAAACUCUAAAACAUACACCAAAGUAGAAAGUCGGAGUGGGGAUGAAAGUCAGGAUGAAAGCCUUCCACAGUUGACAACCAGCACUAAAGACAGCCAUAACAAAAAGAAUGAAGAACUCGAAGUGAUUGCCAGUGCAGCAGAAGAUGAUGAAACUAAAACAGGUAAAGGAUUAGAAGACACCUUUGAAACUCCCUCUACGCCACUGGUUAACACAACAGAAAACGAGAACUCGAACAGCUCGAGUAGCGAUGACCGUAAACCGUUACUAUCACGGAUUGAGACAACAGGCACUAAACGCAAGGCGGAAGUACUAUCGAAAGAGAGUGGUAAGAUUGGAGUGACAAUCACCACGAGUAGCCCUAAAAGUUGCAGCCCCCCUCCCGCUAAAAUAUCCAAGGUUUCCUUAAGGCCUAACGGGAGACAGUCGAAGCACGAAGAUGAGACUCCUACAUCUGCCAUUCCUUCUGCUUCGAGCCCCGCUGUUCUCACUGCGACAGCCCCAAUAUCUAAUGAGGAUAAAAGGCAAGCCAUGGAUAAGAGACAAGCCAUAACGGAUGCAGCUUUACCUCAUUGUUCGACUAGGGAGGCUGCAUCUCCAAACGAGACAGAAAAAAGGCCUGAAAAAAUUGAGUUAAAUUCGGACAAAAAAGAAGAUAAGGCCAAUGUUCAAGCGAACGGUCACAAUAGUGAUGAGCUUGCCGAACUCACCAGCCCUGGAUCGGAAUAUUGGCUGUCACGGAAUCCAGUGGCAGAUCAAGUGUUCAUCACAGAUGUAACAGUGAAUUUGAAAACAGUCACUAUAAGAGAGUGUAAGACGGAAAAAGGUUUUUUUAAGGAGAGGGAAGAUAACAAUGAACCUAGUGAUGUGGUGUGAAGACUGAUCAUAGUGACGGUGGUGUGAACAUGAUCAAAACAUGAAGUGUCUCGUGAUAACUUUUUUUAAUGAACGAUUUUUAUUUAUUUAUUUAUUGUGAACAAGUGAUGGGGGUGUAUCUCGAAAGGAAAUUAUUCAAUUUUAUGAACAUUUUAUUGUAUAGGGUGAUGCCACUUUAACAGUUAAUAGAAAAACUUAUUUUAAGAAGAAAAUUUCAUAUUAAAGGUGCGUUCACACUGGCUGCGGCCACGCCGCUCCGCGCCGCGCAAUUCUUUUUUUAACAUAUACUUUUGUGUGCGCUAAAAAAAUACACUUCAAAACUACAUGCUAAAAAAAGGCUUUGCGCGGCGUGGCGCGGAGCGGCGCAGCUGGUGUGAAAGCACCUUAACAUUGAUUCAAAAAUGGUUUGUUUUAAAAAUACAGGAUCUUAAAACUUUACUAAAAAAAAUACAGCUGUGCUAGAGUUGUGGAGUCUCUUCCAUAAAAUUUUUAAAAAUAACUAAUACGUCCCUAUUUAAUGUUGUUAAACUUUACAAUUUCUUCUAUAUAAGCAUUCAUUCAAUUUAAUUUUUGUGGAUAAAUUUCAACACUGUGGUAUUUUUAAAAUUAAUCAUUCUUGACUUUAGGGUUAGGAACUAAAUUUUUCUGGGCUACGUCGAAACACCGGUUCCCGGUAGAUUACCGAAAUUAAGCGACGUUAGGCGAUACGAGUCAAUGGACGGAUGACUUCCUGGAAACUUUGUGGUGCUGAUGUUCCAUGGCAAGAGUGUAAAAUCUAUUGACACACACUGCUCAUUCACGCCGCGCCGGUUCGAGGCCGGAUGAGAUUGGAUAUCUAAGAUAAGAGUCGAUUUAGACACUCGCCAAGUCAGUAGACCAUUGGCAAUGAUAUGGCCGAAGACCUCGGUUCGGAUUCCCCGUAAACAAAGUAGACCUUGUCGAGAUUAGGCUUCGCAACAAAAAGCAGACGUUAACUUAGAAUACUUUCUACUUUUUUAAAUUUUUCUAUACACUGCUAAAAACUGGUACCACCCUGAUUGAGAGCUACUUUUUAUAUUUUAUAUACAGGGUAUGCCAAAAAAGUUUCCAACUAAUGUAAUUUUUUUAUAUAUCUAAAAAUUAAAGGGAAUAGUUUAAUAUUUGGCAUACCCUGUAGAUAUAACGACAAACAAAUUUACUAGAAGAAAUUUUGAUUAAAAAAAUAGUCAAGGGCCUAUUCUUUUAUUGUACAUUUUUUAUCAUUCCUUCUGAUGUAAUUUUAUACUUUAUUUUUACUCUUUUUUAUUUAUACAUUUUUUUUGUGUAAGAAUUAUCAGUUGAAAGUUGUGUAUAAUAAUUUUAUUUUAUUUAUUUUAAUAUUAUUAUUAAUUCGUGUUUAUUAAGUAUGAUUUUAGAUGUAGUACAAAUUUUCUCAGAUUUUUUAUAUUAUUUUAUUUUAUACAUCUGUGUAAGAUAUUGUAGUAUGUAAUUUGUACAUAAUUUUGUAAAUUUAAUUUUUAAACUAGCUAUUUCCUGUUAUGGUAUUUUUUAAAUAAAAGGAAAAAA
Molecule: messenger RNA, 3105 nt
Organism: Sitophilus oryzae (rice weevil)
Lineage: Eukaryota; Metazoa; Arthropoda; Insecta; Coleoptera; Curculionidae
Gene: Pc
Product: polycomb group protein Pc
Exons: 7
Coding region: 379-1560 (393 amino acids)
Source: RefSeq, a predicted model, not a curated record